CGGCGGCGGCGGCGGCGGCGGCGGGCCGAGGAGCCGGGCGCGAUGGAGCGGAAGAGGUGGGAGUGCCCGGCGCUCCCGCAGGGCUGGGAGAGGGAAGAAGUGCCCAGAAGGUCGGGGCUGUCGGCCGGCCACAGGGAUGUCUUUUACUAUAGCCCCAGUGGGAAGAAGUUCCGGAGCAAGCCCCAGCUGGCGCGGUACCUGGGGGGAUCCAUGGACCUGAGCACCUUCGACUUCCGGACGGGCAAGAUGCUCGUGGGCAAGAUGAACCGGAGCCGCCAGCGGGUCCGCUACGACUCGGCCAGCCAGGCCAAGGGCAAGCCGGACCUGAACACGGCCCUCCCCGUCAGACAGACAGCGUCCAUCUUCAAGCAGCCAGUGACCAAGAUCACCAACCACCCCAGCAACAAGGUGAAGAGUGACCCACAGAAGGCCGUGGAGCAGCCUCGGCAGCUCUUCUGGGAGAAGAAGCUGAGUGGUCUCAAUGCCUUCGACAUCGCCGAGGAGCUCGUCAAGACCAUGGACCUCCCCAAGGGCCUGCAGGGCGUGGGGCCAGGCUGCACGGACGAGACCCUGCUGUCGGCCAUUGCCAGCGCCCUGCACACCAGCACCAUGCCCAUCACCGGGCAGCUCUCCGCCGCCGUGGAGAAGAACCCUGGGGUGUGGCUGAACACGGCCCAGCCCCUCUGCAAGGCCUUCAUGGUGACCGACGAGGACAUCAGGAAGCAGGAGGAGCUGGUGCAGCAGGUGCGCAAGCGGCUCGAGGAGGCGCUGAUGGCCGACAUGCUGGCCCACGUGGAGGAGCUGGCGCGGGACGGCGAGGCGCCGCUGGACAAGGCCGGCGCGGACGCGGACGCGGACGACGAGGAGGACGAGGACGAGCCUGACCAGGACCAGGAGAUGGAGCACGUGUAAAGCAGAGGCCCCGUGGAGGCCUGCGUGCGGGGCGCGCCCUGCAGACUCCGCUGUCUCCACACUCGGACCAGGCUCUGGGGCCCAGCCCAGCAGGCCGAGGAUGAUGGCGGCCCCUCCUAGGCCUUCCCAGGCGUGUCCCCUCCCCUGGGUCCUCGGGGGCACGGCUGGAGGACAGUUCUGCCUGACGGGCCCCCCACGCUUGCUCUCCUCGGAAGGGUCUGGGUCCAGACGCACCUGUCGCCCCUGGGCCUGGCUGCAGGGGCCCUCCUUGGAACCCUCCCCCCGCCCUGGACUCGGGGCCGGCCAUGUCCCCACGGCCACAUCACACAGGACAGCUGCCGCGGGGCGGCAUGUGAGGGUCCCCAAGGGGCUGGAGAAAUAUUUUUUGGAACAGUCCUGCUCCCUGCCCCCAGCGCGUGAGGGAUGCUGCUCCAGGGUCCGCACGUCAGACCUCCAGGAAGGGGGUGCGGGACGGCUGCCCUGUGCGCCCACUGGAGGGCGAGGCCAUGACCGCUCCGAGCUCAUCUGAAGGAAAACGCACAGCCCAGACGUUUUCCUUCAAUAAACCCGCGUACAAACGAGGCAGGACGUCGCUCGAGCGGUCAGCCCAUGUGUCUGCUGCACGUGGAGGCGAACUUCGCCUUUGUGUCGGGGGAGCUCACUGUCGACAGCACGGCCGCCCCUGCCCGCAGUCAGUCGGCCACCAGCAACACCCAGCUCCCGGCCGAUGUCCCGGGCCGGGGCUCCAAGGCAGCUGUGCCACAGGCCAGGGCUCUGCGUCCCCCCUCCCCCUGUGGCGGGGACGGUGACGCCUGGCGCUCAGGGCCAGAGCUGGUGCUGGGGCCACGGCCUCUCCGGGGUCCUGUCCUGGGAUGUGUUCUGUGGGCCCAGUGUUUUCCAGCACCCGGUGCCCAGAGCAGCAGCCUCGGAGGAGCUCAGAGUGCGGAGGCCAUUGGAACCAUGUCACUCCGCCCGCCACCUCUUAGCUGGAGUGCCUUGGGUGAGGGGAGCCCUCCCGUCCCCGCUCAGCCCUGGCCCACAGCCCAAGACUGUCGGGCAGGACCUGGGCUGUUGCGUGUGUGGCUGUCACCCUGGCUGAUGCGCAGGGACGGGGAGGUAGUGAGAGGCACCUGGCGGUCCGAGGACGCUGGCCCACCUCGGCACACAGCAGCUUCGUGCCCGGCCCAUCAAAGCACAAAUUCUCCGGGACCAGCGUGGGAGUGCGUGCAGGCCCGCAGGGGCCCCGGGCCACCACCGGCCCCCAGGAGGGCCCCUCCCCUGCGGCCACAUGGCCUCCUGCCCUUCAGAGGCCACAGCUGCUGACGGAGCUCUGUCUGGGGCUGGCCCCUGCGUGGGCCUGAGGUCCAGGUGCUGGGGCCCCUGCCCAGCCGGGGGGACUGCGGGGCCCGGGAGGCACCAUGUGCCGUGGGCGACUGUUGAAUAAAGCCGUCUCGGUGAGUGUG
Molecule: messenger RNA, 2375 nt
Organism: Mustela lutreola (European mink)
Lineage: Eukaryota; Metazoa; Chordata; Mammalia; Carnivora; Mustelidae
Gene: MBD3
Product: methyl-CpG binding domain protein 3
Exons: 7
Coding region: 43-912 (289 amino acids)
Molecular function (GO): DNA binding
Source: RefSeq, a predicted model, not a curated record